Molecule: messenger RNA, 3328 nt
Organism: Phyllopteryx taeniolatus (common seadragon)
Lineage: Eukaryota; Metazoa; Chordata; Actinopteri; Syngnathiformes; Syngnathidae
Product: serine/threonine-protein phosphatase PP1-beta catalytic subunit-like
Exons: 8
Coding region: 75-1070 (331 amino acids)
Biological process (GO): regulation of circadian rhythm; circadian regulation of gene expression
Cellular component (GO): nucleus; cytoplasm
Molecular function (GO): protein serine/threonine phosphatase activity
Source: RefSeq, a predicted model, not a curated record
CGCCCCCGAGUGUACGCGAGACACAUCGCUUCUUGCUCUCCAGUCCCAGUUACUACUCCCAUCAGAGCGUGAACAUGGCGGAGGGCGAAUUGAACGUGGACAGCCUCAUCUCUCGCCUUCUGGAAGUGAGGGGAUGUCGCCCAGGCAAGAUCGUGCAGAUGACCGAGGCGGAGGUGCGGGGCCUGUGCAUCAAAUCCCGCGAGAUCUUCCUCAGCCAGCCCAUCCUGCUGGAGCUCGAGGCCCCGCUCAAGAUCUGUGGUGACAUCCACGGGCAGUACACGGAUCUGCUGCGUCUUUUCGAGUAUGGCGGCUUCCCCCCGGAGGCCAACUACUUGUUCCUUGGUGACUACGUGGACCGAGGCAAGCAGUCACUGGAGACCAUCUGCCUGCUGCUGGCCUACAAGAUCAAGUACCCGGAGAACUUCUUCCUGCUUAGGGGCAACCACGAGUGCGCCUCCAUCAACCGCAUCUACGGCUUCUACGACGAGUGUAAGCGCAGGUUCAACAUCAAGCUGUGGAAGACCUUCACAGACUGCUUCAACUGCCUGCCCAUUGCCGCCAUCAUCGACGAGAAGAUUUUCUGCUGCCAUGGAGGACUUUCACCAGACUUGCAGUCAAUGGAGCAGAUCCGCAGGAUUAUGAGGCCAACAGAUGUGCCUGAUACAGGUUGUGUAUUGUGCCUGCUGUGCGACCUUCUUUGGUCUGACCCGGACAAGGACGUGCAAGGCUGGGGGGAGAACGACCGCGGCGUCUCGUUCACCUUCGGUGCCGACGUGGUCAGCAAGUUCCUCAACCGCCACGACCUGGAUCUCAUCUGCAGAGCCCACCAGGUUGUGGAGGAUGGAUACGAGUUCUUUGCCAAACGCCAACUGGUCACGCUCUUUUCGGCGCCCAACUACUGCGGGGAGUUCGACAACGCCGGCGGCAUGAUGAGUGUGGACGAAUCGCUCAUGUGCUCCUUCCAGAUCUUAAAGCCCUCGGAGAAGAAGGCCAAAUAUCAGUACGGGGGGGUCAAUUCCGGUCGGCCUGUCACUCCUUCCCGCACCACUCAGGCCCCCAAGAAGAGGUGAACGUUGAGCCUUGUAACCCUCCCUCCCCCGAUGGAUACACACAGCCUCUCACCAAGCAUCCCCGCCCUCUCCUUCCGCUGUAUAGCACAGAUACAGUGGAACCUCCAAAGUUGAAGUUUAAAUUUCCUAACGGUUGUUUCCAUAGGAAGUAAUGUAAAGUGAAUUCAUUAAUACUCUCAAGAUGAGCGAUACCUAUUCUAUUAUGGAAGUGUUGUGAAGUGUAUUUACGUUAGCCUGGUAACCUUGAUCAGUGUUAUGUAAUUGGUAUUUGAUUACUUGUCGCUCAUUUACUACUGAGCAGGCUUAACCCUGUGUGGCAAUAGGUUUUCAUUUCUUGUUCUCUGGUAUCAUCACGAAAAUAAAAAUGUGUAUAAUCUAAUCACAGAUGCUCACUGAGCUAAACUUUAACAUAAGUUCCCCUGAGGAGGUUCCACUGUACUAAACUCUCAAUUUUUUCCACUGACAAUAACCCAACCCCACUGACAGCUCUUUUCUUAAUGUGUAGGCGUACAUAAAAUUGCUGUGACCAAUCUGUUUAUUUACACUUACAUUGUUUGCCUGUUUGUUAAUAUUUUGACAAUAUUAACACACAUUGUCGUGGAGGGGAGAAAAUUCUCUAAUUGGUGUCGUUUUGCCGAGUGAGCGUCUCCCGUUUAGCCGAUAUUCCAGCUGGACCGUAUAAACGCGCUACGUACAUGCGUAUUACAGGACAUAUAUUUAAACCGCUACCGACGCAUGACAUCUCCCUCGUGAGUUGGGAAGAAAAUGAAGAGACCGGUGUUAUGAAAGGUUGAACUUUCCGCGCUCCAGACAUGGAUUCCACUGUGCCUCCACUUAGAAAUAUUCCACAGAUUCAGUGGAACCUCCGACGUCGACAAUGUUAACUUAGAAAAUCAAUGUCUCGUUAAAACCUUUGAACAUAACACACAUAACUCUCCCUAUGAACAGUCUAUAGUCGGCGGCUAGGUAGCUAGAAGCUAACCUGGUCGUCGCCUUCACUCGGUGUUGCUACUUGUCAAACAGCGCAAGCAGAUGGGACUCAAAUGCAUGACACCAGUAACAUAUCCGGCUCAUAUCCAGAUCACAGUCCUCUGUUUACAAAAUACUUCUGGUUGAGAGUCCAGUCUUGGUGGCAAGUUGCGAGAUAUUAACGCUGGAGUCUGGCUGUGAAUCCAGUCCUGGUGGCAAGCUAGCUAUAAGUUAACUUGGCUUUCAGAAUCUUCACACAGCGCUCCAUCUUGUCAAACAGCACAAACUGAAGGAGUCGAAUGCACGAGACCCAUUGCAGAGGCUCCACAGUGCUGUUGUUUGCCAAAGAGAUGAGACUCGAAUGCGUGAUCACAAUCCGAAAAGAUCCAAAUGCUUUGCUCACAAAAAAUUCUGGCCAAGAGUCCAAUUUCAGUCUAUAUCUCACUCAGUACUUCUUCUUGCCAAACAGAUUUCAAAUGUACGACCCCAGUCGCAGAAGAUCCAAAUCGGAAUUCUUUGUUCACAAAAAGUUGGUCAAUAAUAGCGGAUGCUGCAUAGAAUCGAAUCUUGCCAGCUAGCUUGCUAGUCACUCAAUAAGCCUUAUUUUGAAACAUCACAAACAGACACUAGUCACAAAAUAUGUUGGUCAUUCCCGCUGCUCGACUUUAGAGGUUCCACUGUAUAUGUUUUUUGUCAUAUCAGGAUUGUUUCCUUUUUUUUUUUUUUUUUUUUUUUUUUAAAUGGUGAAACAUGACAACAAAUUCUUUGAAUUUUUCACUGAUGGUCAGUAUUUUUACUUAUUUUGAACAGAGAUGUGCAGCGUGUUUAGCAUGUACGUUUUUUUCUAUGAAUAAGUGCUUGAACCAGCUUGUGGAUUCCUGUCUGUUUAAAAAGAAUGUUAACUGGUAAAAUAAAUCAUACGAGAUGACACAAAAUGGCAUUUUUUGGGAGCUUUGAAGCCAAGUGUUCUCCUUUCAUCCCACUUCUCCUCCUCCUCCUCACAUCUUUUUGGAGUAUGAUGACUGGCAGAGUGGGAGUGGGCGUUGGCUGGCACCUGACCUGGCAUUGCUAUUGUGAUUGUGACGCCACCUGGUGUUUAGAUGCAGUGUACCACAGUAUAUAUCUGCUCUGUUGGGAAUUCUGUGCUUGUUUUUGUUUUUCCUCUUUUCACAAACUUUUUUAUUUAUUUCCUAAUAAUAAUGACGACAUGAAAUGAGUGAGGUGUUAACCCAGUUUUGCAAUUUGUACGAGUUUGAAAGUCAAUAAAUGGAUGGAAACUCAAAAACGUC